Adineta steineri is the source of this 429-nucleotide messenger RNA. The record is from the annotation of a GenBank genome assembly. Lineage: Eukaryota; Metazoa; Rotifera; Eurotatoria; Adinetida; Adinetidae.
AUGGGUCAUUUAUUAACUAAAAUGGCAAGUAUAUGGUUAGAACAACAAAAUGUAUCUCUUACAACACAAAAUAGUUCUGUUGUACCUAAAUCAAUUAAUAUUAAACGAAAACGUACCGAUCAAGAUGAUAAAUCGAAUAAAAGAAAAAUUACUUAUUACUUCACGACAAAAAAUGAUAAUGAUGAUGAUGACCGUUUGUCUCUUUCACCAAGAGUUCCACCAGUAAUAUCAAAACCUACAAGAUCUUCUAAUACAAUUAAUCGAUCUUUACAAACUAUGGCGUUAUUUAAAUGUCAGUUAUGUCAUCGACAUUUAAAAAAUAAAGAUAUUUAUAUGGAUCAUAUGAUGAUGUGUGCUAUUCAACGGCAAGCAUCCAUAAAAAUUGUCCGUACGGAAAAAGAUAAAGAUGAACUUUCCAUUCUAUGUUAA